AUGGAAGCGUCAUCUUUAUCCACAGUUACACCACAACCGUUAUCGCCACCGUGGGUAGAGCUUCCGUUGGAAAUCACGAUGGACAUUCUGCAGCGGCUGGGAAAGAUAGAGAUACUGAAUUGUGCACAAAGAGUUUGUACUGCCUGGUGGAAGGUGUGCCAUGACCCCGCUAUGUGGCGUGUUGUUGACUUGAAAUAUGACGACGGUGAUAAUUUAAAAAUGCCUAGGGUGUUGGACAACAUAUGUCGGAUUGCGAUGGAUCGUAGCCAAGGCCAGUUACUUAAAGUCAGCAUAGAGUAUUUUGGUAACGAGGACAAGCUCAACUAUAUUGCUGAGAGGUCCAGCCAGCUCAGACAUCUCCGACUUGUCAAGUUUCCCGAAUACUUUCUUAAAGGUAUGGCUGCAGCUGCUAAGAACUGCCCAUUGUUGGAGGAGUUACACAUUUACUUCACCUUAAUUAGUAAAGAUGAUAUAGAAAUUAUUGGUCAUUCUUGCCCUCUGCUCAAGUCAUUUAUAUUGCACCCCGAUCCAUUUGGUUUACUGAGAUAUCUACCAUCACAAGAUAAUGAUAAAGCUUUAGCUAUUGUCAGAAGUAUGCAAUUCAUGCCUGAAUUGCGGCACCUUGCUCUCAUUGAUAAUAACUUGACAAAUGAAGGAGUGCAAGCCAUUCUUGAUGGCAGUCCGCACCUUCAAUCGCUUGACUUGCGCUGCCGUUAUAUCGAUCUUGAAGGGGAUUUAGGAAGAAGAUGUAGACAACAGAUUCUAUAUUAUGAGAUUUUGCAUUACCUUUUUGCUGACGAUGAAUGCAGAUCUUUGUUCUCCAAUAAUGCUAAUGAUGACUACGAUGACGUCUUCGGCUUCUGGGACGACUAUCAUGAUCAGUAUAUAUAUUAUGUUGAUGAUUGCUAUUAUGAUUCUGAUUAG
Messenger RNA from Lycium ferocissimum, 924 nucleotides. Its product is annotated as putative F-box/LRR-repeat protein 9. Gene Ontology annotation, molecular function: protein binding. Lineage: Eukaryota; Viridiplantae; Streptophyta; Magnoliopsida; Solanales; Solanaceae. The record is from RefSeq and is a predicted model, not a curated record.